AUGGUAAAAGCAAUCCAAGUUCUACGUAUCCAUCUGCUUGAGCUAGAAAAGGUUAAUGAACUCUGCAAGGAUUUCUGUAGUCGUUACAUUGCCUGCCUGAAGACAAAAAUGAACAGUGAAACUCUAUUAAGCGGAGAGCCUGGAAGUCCUUAUUCACCUGUGCAAUCUCAGCAAAUUCCAAGUGCCAUUGCAGGCACACUCAGUCCCCAAGGGAUUAUGGUGCCAGCAUCAGCAUUGCAGCAGGGAAAUGUAACUAUGGCAACAGUAGCAGGGGGGACAGUGUAUCAGCCAGUCACCGUGGUCACUCCACAAGGUCAAGUGGUGACACAAGCACUGUCACCUGGGACUAUUCGGAUCCAGAACUCUCAGCUUCAGUUGCAAUUAAACCAAGAUCUAGGCAUCUUGCAUCAAGAUGAUGGCUCAUCAAAAAAUAAAAGAGGAGUUCUUCCCAAGCACGCUACAAAUGUGAUGAGAUCUUGGCUUUUUCAGCACAUAGGGCAUCCAUAUCCAACAGAGGAUGAGAAGAAACAGAUUGCAGCACAAACAAAUCUGACACUACUUCAGGUUAACAAUUGGUUUAUCAAUGCUAGAAGGCGAAUUCUUCAGCCGAUGCUGGAUUCCAGUUGUUCUGAAACUCCAAAAACAAAGAAGAAAACAGCUCAGAACCGACCCGUUCAGAGGUUCUGGCCUGACUCCAUUGCCUCAGGAGUUGCUCAGCAGCAAUCUAAUGAGCUCACAAUGUCAGAUGGUGCUGUUGUAACAAUUACAGCUCCAGUCAACAUGAAUGUAGACAGUCUCCAGUCUUUGUCAUCCGAUGGUGCUACUUUGGCUGUUCAGCAAGUUAUGAUGGCAGGGCAAAGUGAGGAUGAGUCUGUAGACAGCGGUGAAGAUGAUGGAGGAGAUCUCUCAACAACAAAUAUCAGUGGGCUUGUCUUGGAUAACAGCGAUUCUCUGCAGUAAGAAGCAAGAGAGUGGGAUAAAAUGUUUAGGAAAAAGAAUGGACUGACUGACUGACUGUUUUUAUAGUUUGCACAGCAAACAUUUUACACAAGUUUUAUUUCUAAUAUGUUUUAUAUGUAGAUAUAGAAGGGUGCACUUUUUUGUAUUUCAUAGUAAGCUUAAAGAGUGUUUUUGCAGGUGCAGCAACUUCUUUCAAAUGUGUUUUUUCAUUUCCUUGUUUCAGAAAAUUCUAUCUAGUAAUAUGAAGAACCACGUAAGCACCCCUUUGUUCUUCGAAUUGGAAGUGCUGCAAUUUCUAAAGAAUUAUGCAGUUUCAAUUAAUGCUCUUAUUUAACACAGCUCUUGAUGGGCAGGUGAUGUAAAUUUAAAGCAUGUGACACUAGUGUGUGGAACUUGAUCAUUAAGUUAGAUGCAUAUAUUUGAAAGAUGCUUCUGCACCUUAAAAACUGCUAGUCUGAGGUGGACAGCAACACACAUAAAAAGAAA
Messenger RNA from Leptosomus discolor (cuckoo roller), 1446 nucleotides. The record is from RefSeq and is a predicted model, not a curated record. NCBI's taxonomy places the organism in Eukaryota, Metazoa, Chordata, Aves, Leptosomiformes, Leptosomidae.